UUGGGCACCCCAAUCUGCAUUCUGGCAUAAACCAGCCUGGGGUGUGUUUCCCAAAAGCAACUAUGGUCGCAAGUUCCGCUGAGAGUUCAAUGGAACUAAUGACCAUAGUUCGCUAACGAUGGUUUUGCAGACCAGGGUUGCAUUUCUCAAAAGCAUUGUAGACCAUCAAUGGUAUCAAUGGUCUCUACAGUGGUUUACAAUACUUUUUGGAAAAGAAGCCAAGGACUCUAACCUGAUCUUUUCAGCAGGUCUCCUUGAGACCAUCCUCAUCACCAAUAUCGUGUGCGGUUCCCAUGACUUGCCUCCCUUACCCAAGUGGCUCAGGAUUCUGGUCCUGAAAUAUCUUGCUCGACUUGCUUGUAUGAAGAAAUCAUGUGAUAAAAACUUUGAAGUGUCAUGUCUGGCAAAAAUGCUUCGCUGUGAAGAAGGACAAAGUGGACCCACGUAUGACUCUCUACAGGAAGUCAUUGACAAGAAGUCCUUCAGACCUUCUGUCAACCUCAGCAGCCCCACCAUAACCAACAUCUCCUUCACUCUCUACGCUAUCUUGGGAGUGAAUGAAAAAGCACAAAUUCUUACCACAUUCCUCUGGCUCAGGCUGUACUGGUUCCAUGAGUUCCUCAUCUGGGAUCCAGAAGCCUGUGACGGCAUUACGAAGAUCUCACUUCCUGUCAAAGAUCUCUGGACUCCUGACAUUAUCGUUUAUGAGUUUGUAACAAUUCUAACACCUGUAACCCCUUUAGUAAAGGACGUCCGUGUCAGUCCUGCCCUGUCCUUUAAGGAGAUGACGGGAAACUCGAAGCGUUACCUGCAGGCCAGUGGCGAGUGGGAGCUGGUGGUUAUCUUGGGCGAUGCUGACAUUUUGAAUUUCGGAAUAGAGGAAUGGGACAUCAUCACUUUCUGGAUACUGUAUGUGGUGAACCUGAUCAUCCCCAGCUCCUUCCUCAUGAUCAUUGACAUCAUGUCCUUCUACUUGCCGCCGCACAGCGUGGAUCGAUCCUCUUUCAAAAUGACCCUUAUCCUGGGAUAUACAGUCUUUCUUCUCAUUAUGAACGACCUGCUUCCCAGCACUGCUAAUGGAACGCCUUUAAUAGGUAUCUAUUUCUCUGUGUGUCUGGCACUCAUGACCAUAAGUCUGCUGGAGACAGUCCUCAUCACCUGCGUCCUCCACCACAAUUCAAUGAAAUACAGGGAGGUGCCACAUUGGGUUCAGGUGCUGGUGAUGCGCUUCAUUGCUCGACUUAUUUGCUACAGUUUCCCUGAAGACCCUUUAGCCAAGCUAGAAGGGAAACAAGAAACCAAUCCAUGGGUCGUCCAGCCCUCACAAUCAAUGUCCAGUCAACAGACAUCCACUAAUGCGUCUGGAUCCAUGACACUGGAUGUGCCUGAACUAAGACAGAUCAGUCAGGAUCUUAGAGAGAUGAACACUUAUUUGUCCAUUCUACGAAAAGAAGACCAUCUACAGAACCAGUGGUGUCAUGUGGGCUACAUCCUGGACUUCCUUCUCUUCCGCAUUUACCUGUUGAUAAUCACGGGAUACGCGCUUGUAAUCAUAUGCAUGUGGUGCAUUUGGAUGAACCAGUAGAAAGAGUACAGGCUAGUAGAAAAGAAUGUUUACAUAUACUUUUGGUUGUUUUCUCAUAUUCACUACAGCAGAAAUGUAGUGAGUAGAAAUUGACCGAUAUUGAUUUUUACAUUUUUCCAUAAUUAAAUAUCGGUUUUGGAAUGUCAGAGCCACCAUUAAAUGGUUAAUUUACAAAUAUUGGUUAUCGACAUAUAAACAUGCAAAUAAUCUAUAUCGGUUAUAAUAGGGUGAACAUAUGUCCUCUUUUCCUGUCCUGGUCAGGACCAAAGACAUUGCUUUGACUGUUCUCUGCAGAUUCCGCCUUCUUACAUGCCACAUUGGUAAAUUAUGUACUUUUCAGUCAUUACUUUGUACAAGUAUGAAAACAAUAGGAAAAC
Molecule: messenger RNA, 1962 nt
Organism: Sinocyclocheilus grahami
Lineage: Eukaryota; Metazoa; Chordata; Actinopteri; Cypriniformes; Cyprinidae
Product: 5-hydroxytryptamine receptor 3E-like
Exons: 9
Coding region: 119-1585 (488 amino acids)
Biological process (GO): monoatomic ion transmembrane transport
Cellular component (GO): membrane
Molecular function (GO): extracellular ligand-gated monoatomic ion channel activity; transmembrane signaling receptor activity
Source: RefSeq, a predicted model, not a curated record